Hirsutella rhossiliensis is the source of this 648-nucleotide messenger RNA. RefSeq names its product got1/Sft2-like family domain-containing protein. Lineage: Eukaryota; Fungi; Ascomycota; Sordariomycetes; Hypocreales; Ophiocordycipitaceae. The transcript has 4 exons. Gene Ontology annotation, biological process: vesicle-mediated transport. The record is from RefSeq and is a predicted model, not a curated record. Gene Ontology annotation, cellular component: membrane. Bases 1 to 648 code for a protein of 215 amino acids.
AUGGCUUCCAACUCGUUCCGGGACUCCAUCAACUCGCUCGGCUGGAGCCGGCGUAACGAGGAGGCGCCCAUCAACACUUCGCAGCAGUCGGGUCUGCUGUCGUCCAUCAAGAGCCUCAACCCUUUCCAGGACCGUGGCUAUGUGCGUCUCCCGACCACCGAGAGCGCCGGGGCACCUUUGCCGGCACCAAGUCGGCGAGAGGAGGAAGAGGGCUGGUUCGUACUGAGCAGGUGGGACCGGUUGUUGAUCUUUGGGGCUUGUAACCUGGCUGCCCUCGCCUGCUUCGUCAUCUGCUUCACCCUCUUCCCGGUUCUCUCCCUCAGGCCGCGCAAGUUUGUCAUAUUAUGGUCUGUCGGGUCGCUCCUCUUCCUGGCAUCCUUUGCAGCCGUGAUGGGGCCCAUGAACUACAUAUAUCACCUCCUGUCGGCUCCCAGACUGCCGUUUACCGCAGCAUACUUUGGGUCCAUCCUGACGACGCUGCUCUUCGCGCUCAAGCUUCAUAGCACCAUUUUGACCAUGCUAUCCGCCUUUGUCCAACUCGCCUGUCUGCUAUGGUAUCUCAUCAGCUACUUUCCCAUGGGCUCUACCGGCCUUCGCCUAGCCGCUUCGUUUGGGACCAGGCAAGCCACAGCGUGGAUUACGGGGUAA